Chanos chanos (milkfish) is the source of this 2938-nucleotide messenger RNA. It is a transcript of the gene slc47a1, whose product is annotated as solute carrier family 47 member 1. Gene Ontology annotation, molecular function: antiporter activity; xenobiotic transmembrane transporter activity. The transcript is spliced from 17 exons. NCBI's taxonomy places the organism in Eukaryota, Metazoa, Chordata, Actinopteri, Gonorynchiformes, Chanidae. The record is from RefSeq and is a predicted model, not a curated record. The coding region runs from base 312 to 2198 and encodes 628 amino acids. Gene Ontology annotation, cellular component: membrane. Gene Ontology annotation, biological process: xenobiotic detoxification by transmembrane export across the plasma membrane.
UCACACACCCCUGGAAGCUGCUCAGCUCCAUACAGGGAAUUAUAAAGGGUUUGAUUGUAGUCUUGCUUUUCCAUGCUCACUUGGUGGCUGAGACUUGCAAGUUACCUAACCAGUAACACAGCAGAAGACCCUCAACAGGCUUUCUUCCCUGGUUUCCUGCACUUGUUUUUUAUGUAACUGGGCCUCCGUGGACUAAGGGCAAAGUUUCUGCAGUCACUGCAGGACAGGACCUCUCAUUCUCUCCUUUUUUCUCCAAUUCCCCCCUCUGUCUCUCCCCCUUUUUUUUUUUUUUUUUUGUUUCUUACGGCUGAAUGGACAAAGCUGGGCUUUCAGAUGUUCCGGGCCCCCUGACGGGCAGCGGACUGGCCGUGGAGGAAAUGGCGUCCAGUUCCAGACUGUUCUGUUGUGCUUGUGUACGGCGUUGGAUCCCACUGGCCUACCGAGAGGAACUCUAUCAGGUCCUGCGACUCACUGGGCCUCUGCUUGUCUCUCGUAUGCUGAACUUCCUUCUGCCGUUUGUAAAUACCAUAUUCUGUGGUCACCUGGGGAAUGCUGAGCUAGCUGGAUAUGCACUGGCCUCUGCGAUCAUCAAUGUUACCACAACAGCAACAGGAUAUGGCCUGGCUCUGGCAUGUGACACCCUCAUCUCCCAGACGUUUGGGGGUAAGAAUCUUAAGCAGGUUGGGGAUAUCCUGCAGAGGAGCAUACUCAUCCUCCUGCUCUUCUGUUUGCCAUGCUGGGCCAUACUCAUCAACACACAGUCUAUUCUGCUGCUCCUGCAACAGGAUGCGGAGGUGGCCAGGACUGCAGAGUUGUAUGUUCUUGCGUUCCUACCUGCUGUUCCUGCUAUGUUUCUGCACCAAUUGCAAGUGGCUUAUCUUCAGAAUCAGGGCAUCAUCCUUCCUCAGAUGUACACUGCAGCUGUAGCAAACAUUAUCAAUGUGGCCACCAAUUACACCCUCAUCUUCAGGAUGAAUCUGGGAGUGAAGGGCUCUGCUGCAGCUAAUGGCAUAUCACAGAUAACUCUCUGCAUCCUUUUAUUUGCGUAUAUUCGCUGGAAGAAGCUACACGCGAAAACGUGGGAAGGUUGGUCCAGUGCAGCACUACAAGAGUGGGGCUCCUUUAUGCGGUUGGCCAUCCCUAGUACACUGAUGUUGUGCUUUGAAUGGUGGAUCUAUGAGAUUGGAGGCUUCCUUGCAGGUAUGCUGGGGGAGGUGGAUCUGGGAGCACAACAUGUCCUACUGGAACUUGGGGCCAUCACUUACAUGUUUCCGAUGGGGGUGCAUGCCGCGGCUUGUGUCCGAGUGGGAAAUGCACUGGGGGCAGGGGAUACUGCCAGGGCCCUAAUCACCAGCAAAGUAACUUUGGCCAUAGUAGGUUUGAUGGCAGUGGUUCAAGGGAUUAUUCUUGCUCCCACAAAAUCUGUGGUGGCCUAUAUUUUUACAAAUGAUGUACACAUAGUGGAGAUUGUUUCUACAAGUUUGACACUCUACAUCUUCAUACAGUUCUUUGACGCUCUUGUGUGUGUGGGCUCAGGGAUUCUUCUGGGUUGUGGCAAGCAGAAGAUAGCAGCUGUAACCAACCUGAUCUGUUACUACUGCAUAGGGCUGCCAUUAGGAGGAUCACUGAUGUUUCCCGCUGGCCUGAGAAUAUUCGGUCUGUGGCUGGGCCUAUUGGUCUGUGUCACUCUCCAAGCCUGCUUCUUCAUCACCCUCAUCUUCAAACUCAAUUGGGAGAAGGUUACAGAGGAGGCCGUGCGGCGUGCAGGACGGAAUCACAAGGUCACAUUCGUGGGACAGAACGUGCCAAACAGGCAGUUGGUGAUAGAUGCUGUGGUCCCUGAGAACAUGAAUGUCUCAGAGAAUGUAUCAGACACUGGAGCCUCUGGUCAAAAAGCAAGCAAUGGCACUAAAUCUGCUGGAUACACACCGGUAUGUGCUCAAGAUGAGGGUGGAGCAGAGAGUGGCAAGGCUGGUGUGCAAGAUGAGGCUGAGGAAGGGCAGUGUAAAAGCCAGCUCUCCAUCACCCAGCUGGUUUGCAGGAGAGGACUUACCAUGGUGGCAGCAUUGCUGAUCCUGAUUGCUGGGGUCACAGUCCACUUGUUCUGCCCUCUGCCAGAUGUCUACAAGCAGCGUACUGCACUGGACAUUGGAAACUCCACUACCCCAGCAACGAUUCUUAACUCGACAUUAAGCUAACUCAUUUAUAAAACUGUGAACAUAUUUCUGUGAUCUCUUUUUCUCCCACGGGGAAACAUGUAAAUAUUUUAGAACCAAAUUAAAACCACACAAUGUGUCUGCAAGUGUAUAAAAUCCACUGUGAAAUGGACGCUGACUCAAUUAGUAUUGGCAAAGCUCUUCGCACAAUAGAUUGUUAAUUUUUUUUCUUUUUUUCAUGUGUUUUUCCUUCUUUUUUUUUUUUAAUUUGUCAUCUUCAAAGUGUAUCAAUUUAGUAAGUAUUGGUGCUUAACAUGGCUUUUGAAUGUUGCCAUUAGUAUCUGCAAGAGACUUAAUGUACUUUAGUUCUCCUGAACUUACAUUCUGUUUCCUGCAACAUUUUAUAUAUCGUCCUUCUUUUUGACCUAUCAAAUUAAAAAAAGUAAUUUCUGAUUGUGUUUUCUUAUGAUGAGUUGAAAACAUGUUAUUGGCCAGGCAUUGCUAAAAAUGUUUUUUAUACUGUUUGGCUGUUGAUUAUUACAAUGUUGUUAUUAUUCAUGUUUAUUGUGAAACAAACUCAAUCCAUCAGAAACACACUACAUGUUAAAAAAGAAAGUUGAGUAUUCAUACAAUUAUGAGAUGUGUAAUUAUUUGAAGCAAAGCAAGACAGCACUCUGUGCUGCAUGUAUACGCUUAUGCCCAGAGUGUAUCUCUUUUCAGUGAACACUUGCUGUGAUUAUUCUUGUUGGGUGUCAGCAAAUACAGCAAGAAACAGAGGGAAA